GGAUCAAAGACUCACUCUGCUCCUCGGUCACACGGUCUUCACUCCAUGUAGUGCGCUCUCGGUCUCCACGGACGCUCCGCUGUCUGGAUAUCGCAGCCUGUUGUUAUUUCAUUGGAUUAUAUUCUUCUGAUGGUUUUCAACUCCAACUCGAUGUAUAGAAAUGGGUAAACUGCACUCGAAGCAUGCCACUAUUUGUAAACCGAGGGAGAGUCCAGAAGGCGACAGCUUUGUUGUGAAUGCCUGUUUGGCGAAAAAGGGAGUCGACGACUGGCUCGUGAAGCAGAAAUACUACUGCACGAGCUCUCGCCUCGAGCAACAGGACUGUCACCAUAAGAGUAACUGCGGACUGACUGCACGGGACUCAUUGGUUGAUGCGUGUGGUGAGGGGAUCAUUGAUGAACACUAUCGUUUAGAAGUGGCUCUACCCCCGGAGAAGACAGACAGCUGCUGCGUGGAGGAGAAGAUGCAGGAGAGGGACAGCCGGUCUCCCGCGGGGCCACAGAAACAGCUCCAGUUUGAAGAGCUGGAGUGUGCUGUGUCUGUGGAGGAGGACAACAGACAGGAGUGGACCUUUACCCUCUAUGAUUUUGACAACAAUGGCAAAGUUACUAGAGAGGACAUCACCAGCCUGCUCCACACCAUCUACGAGGUGGUGGACGCCUCGGUCAACCACUCUCCUGGCAACAGCAAGACUUUGCGGGUCAAGCUCUCUGUCGCUCCAGACUCAAGCCAGCGGUGGAGGAGCUGUGCUCAGGGUACCACAGACAUGUCCCACUCCAGGGAGAAAAAUGACAAGUGCAUCGAUGAUCUCAAGAGUGCGGACAAGAAGUCUCGAGCGCUCCUCAGGCGCCACCACAGCGACCACCACACCCAGUCUGGCUGCCAGCGCCACUGUGUGGACGAGAACCUGGAACGCAGGAACCACUACUUGGACCUGGCAGGCAUUGAAAACUACACGUCCCGCUUUGGAGCUGGGACAGGUCCUGCUGCAGAACCAGCAAAGGUAGAGGCUCAGGCUCGCUCAUCCAACCAGGCCCGUUCUCGCUCACAUGAACCAGAAAACGGACACCCCCACUCACACCACCGCCGGCUGCAGUCGGCUGUGGACACUCCUGCUGCAGAGAGCCUUCACCCAGCCCGGCCCAGAGGCCAGGACUCCGGGCGGCAUGGCAUUCGCUCUCCGAAGACUCACAGCCGCACACCCCCUGCACAGAACAGUGGGAGGGUGAUGAGGAGUCGAGGCGCCCCGCCUCCGCCGGCUCUGCCCUCCCAGACUACCCCUCAUCAGUCAUCUGCCCCCUACCGCAAACACAAACAGCGAUCCAAGGAGAGCCAAGGCUACCGGGCCUUAGGCUCUCUUGGCUCUCCGGGACCUAUAGUGGAGAAAGAGCAGGUCAGGGACCUCCCAAGUGUGUUGCUGUAUGAGGGUGGACUGGCACAAGUGGUGCAGCGGCAUGAACAUCACCACCACCAUGAACACCAUCACCACUACCACCACUUUUACCAGUCCUGAAGCUCUGGCCUGCCUGGGAUGGCUCAGCGCCCCUGCAUUACCACAGAAAACAACCAGGCCAGCAGACUCUGACUGCAGCGCUGCACCUGGCAGCACAGGCACAGGACAUGGGGAGGACAUGAGGGCGACGGCCAGCGUGUGCCAGGGCUGGAAUGUUAAGUAACCAGUGCUAUAAAAAUGUUGGUCUGACAUACAGAAGCUUUGGUAUGCAGUAGGACAGUGAGUAAAAGCCCAUGUUGAGUAGCUGGACUGAAAAUCACAUGAAGGCUCAGGAGGCAACCCGGUUCAGACCCGCUGACCUGUAGAUCAUCAGACCAGCAUCCCAACGCUCCCCAGACCACUAAGUCAAAAGGAAGAGGAGGAACACGACGAGGAAGCUGUGACUGUAAUACAAAAAUAUAUGAAGGAAUAUGGGCGACGAGCAAUUUGUGAAAAAUUUGUGUCUAAAACAGAAUGACGGUGUGCGCACAUCUGAGCGUCACGACACUGGUGUGUGUUGGAAACCACUGAAAGUGUGCUCAGAAUUUAAAGCAAACUCCCCAGCAUAGUUUUGAAGAAAAUAAAAUAACCCGUAAUACACUGUAGGCAUAAAGGGGGAGGAAAACUUUGAAAUAGUAUAAUUUAUCCCAGAUCCACUUCUACCUCUGUUUUUUAUCCGAAUUGUUGUUCUGAUAGAAACGUUAAACAAGCAUUCAUUUUCAAAAUCACUUUUAAACUUUGUUGAAUGAAGAUAAAUCAUCUCACAAACUGCAGCUCUGAAAACUAGAAAGCCUCCUCUGAUUUAUGAACUAACAUUUGCUGUACAUAAGGUAUUUAUACUGUCAUCGAUUUUAUAAGCUUUAUUCAUGUAUUCAUUGUGGAAACUACAUUUUUAUUAUGACCACUAGGAACUUCAGUAAAACAUGUAAUUGAA
This is a messenger RNA of Xiphophorus maculatus (southern platyfish), 2426 nucleotides long. RefSeq names its product naked cuticle homolog 1 (gene nkd1). Bases 161 to 1513 code for a protein of 450 amino acids. Gene Ontology annotation, cellular component: cytoplasm. NCBI's taxonomy places the organism in Eukaryota, Metazoa, Chordata, Actinopteri, Cyprinodontiformes, Poeciliidae. Gene Ontology annotation, molecular function: calcium ion binding. The record is from RefSeq and is a predicted model, not a curated record. Gene Ontology annotation, biological process: negative regulation of Wnt signaling pathway. The transcript is spliced from 10 exons.